Messenger RNA from Lachnellula hyalina, 1227 nucleotides. RefSeq lists its product as uncharacterized. The coding region runs from base 1 to 1227 and encodes 408 amino acids. The transcript is spliced from 5 exons. The record is from RefSeq and is a predicted model, not a curated record. Lineage: Eukaryota; Fungi; Ascomycota; Leotiomycetes; Helotiales; Lachnaceae.
AUGUCUACCGCAAACAGUCCCCUCAUCAUGGAAAGCGCGGUUCAUCUAGCCCGCCGCGGUGAUGUCUCUCCCACCAGCCAAGAGCUACUCUACAAUUCACUGGGGUUUGGUAUCCCAGCCUUCAUGUUCUUCUUCCUCCGGAUCUCCAAUCGAGGUUUAGUCAUGCAUAAGAUCCGUGGCGAGGAUUGGUGCAUGAUUCUGGCCAUGUGCUUCUACACCACGCUCCUCAUCUUCAUCAACUACUCCUCCCCUUACGCUACCAACCUGUACCCCGAAGAUCAAGCCGAAGCAAUCUUUGCCGACCCCAAAGAUGUCGCAGACCGUGUUUUCGGCUCCAAGCUCGUCAUCCCCCUCGAGCAAUCCAUGCUAGCAUCAACCUGGCUGGUCAAACUCUGCAUCUGGACAUUCGUCUUGCGAAUCGCUGCGAAGACCAAGUACGAACGCUACAUGUUCUAUCUCCUAACCUAUAUAGUCGUCGGCUACCUAACCAUCCAAGUCUGCUACUAUGCUAUUCUCUGCCGGCCCUUUCAGCAAUACUGGGCCAUGCCGGUCCGAAAUCCGCAAUGUACUACUUAUUCGCAUUACUCCAUUAUCCAGAUGGUAUUUAACAUCAGUUCUGACCUGGCGCUGUUUUACGUCCCACUCGCGAUUGCCGUGGAGGUUAAGCUGCCGUUCAAGAGGAAGGCAUUAGUCGUUAUCCCGUUCUUGAUGGGACUUGCUACGAUCAUGUGCGCGAUUAUGAACAAAUACUACAACUUCGCCUCCCCAAUGACGACAACGUAUCAAACAUGGUACAUCCGCGAAGCCAGCAUAUCCAUCUGGGUCGGAAACAUAAUCUGCACGUGGCAGCUGCUACAAAAGGUCUUCCACCUGCGCACCUUCGACAACAAGCACGCCGACAUCCAAGCCGAAGCGCCGCCCUACUCGCCAUCACCCUCCAUCAGUGGACCUUCAGGGACUCACAACGCAUACGAGACGGUGCAGAACUCAACGUGGAAGAGGAAGUUCCUCAGUAUCCAUAUUGCCGCGGGCAAUUUCAUGGGGCUGAGUAGUAGGAGGGAUGAUGCGUAUGCGGGGCAGAGCACUGAGAUGACGGGGACUGGGACCAGAAGUGCAGAUAUGGUGGGGAUGGAGAAGGAGGGGUUGGAGGGUGUAAGAGGAGAGCGGGGGUUGAAUCGGCAAGUCAUUUCCUUAUCCUAUCGCAUCCCUUCGGCGCUCACUUGCUAA